Molecule: messenger RNA, 621 nt
Organism: Micromonas commoda
Lineage: Eukaryota; Viridiplantae; Chlorophyta; Mamiellophyceae; Mamiellales; Mamiellaceae
Exons: 1
Coding region: 1-621 (206 amino acids)
Molecular function (GO): crossover junction DNA endonuclease activity
Source: RefSeq, a predicted model, not a curated record
AUGGACGAUCCCUUUAAAAUCCCGCUCGGUCAUGGUAGUCAUGUUGGCUGGGGGCGCGCGGGCACAACGCGCACGCACGUGGUCACAUGGGUGCAACACGGCGCAGAAGCUACGCGGCGACCGAGCCGGCUACCGCCGCAACCGGUUCGGAGGCUCCCCAGCUGGCACGGCGUCCUCGCCAGCGAGGGUCUCGACGUCCGCUCGGUGGAACCAAUGCGUUGGAAAAACGCUCUCGGGCUAACCGCUCGCGACAAGGAUGGAAGUCGCGACAUGGCCGUCGAGCUCUGCCGCGAGCUCUGGCCCCAAUGCCCCGAUCUUCAAGACGCCUCCAAGCUUAAAAAGCAUCACAGGCGGGCGGCGGCUUUCCUCAUCGCGGCGUACGGCCAUGCGAGCUCGGGAGAACCGCAGGGCAGGUUGCGCGAACGCGACCCCCUCUCGGUCAUCCUCGCCCGUCUCGCUCGGCGAAAGAAUGGUGAGGAGGAGGAGCCGGCGCCGGCGACGCCGUUGGCGACGAUUGCCCUCCCCCCCCCCGAGGCGGCGCCGGUCACGCCGGUGGACCGGGCCUCUGGGCACGCCACGCCGGAUGACCCCAUCACCAUCGACAUCGACCUCGCUCAGUGA